Xyrauchen texanus (razorback sucker) is the source of this 1324-nucleotide messenger RNA. Its product is annotated as GTPase IMAP family member 7-like. NCBI's taxonomy places the organism in Eukaryota, Metazoa, Chordata, Actinopteri, Cypriniformes, Catostomidae. The transcript has 2 exons. Bases 21 to 821 code for a protein of 266 amino acids. The record is from RefSeq and is a predicted model, not a curated record. Gene Ontology annotation, molecular function: GTP binding.
GCAAACGGUUGCUGGAGGAAAUGGCUUGUGGAUGGUGCUGUUGUUCCAGAUUAUUCUCCUCUCAAAUUGCGUUGAACGAUCAAACACUUCGUAUAGUAAUGAUUGGAAAAACAGGAGUGGGAAAAAGCGCUGUGGGAAACACCAUCCUUUGUAGAAAUGCUUUUAAGUCAACCCCUUCUGCAAAUUCUGUCACUGACUUGUGCCAAAAAAAAAUGGUACAUGUCCAAAGAGACAUUUAUGUGAUUGACACACCUGGAAUCUUGGACACUAGCAAACCAUCAGAUCUCAUAAAAAAAGAAAUUGUACGAUGCAUUCAGGUAUCAGCACCAGGCCCUCAUGUGUUCCUGCUGGUGAUACAGAUUGGCCGUUUCACAACAGAGGAGAAAAAUUCUGUCAAAGCUCUGCAAGAACUCUUUGGUGAAGAAGCUUCCAAAUACAUGAUAGUGGUCUUCACCCACGCAGAUUCCCUCAGGGGUCAAUCAAUAGAAAACUAUGUACAAAAUGGUCACUCGGAACUCCGUAAACUGAUCCAGAGCUGUGGUUCUAGAUAUGUUGCCUUUGAUAACAAUAAAAUGACAGAUCGAGCUCAAGUAAAGAAGUUAAUUCAGAAAAUUGAUGAAAUGGUGGCAGCCAAUGGGGGAGGCUGCUUCACUCAGGAAAUGUAUGAAGAAGCUGAAGAGAAAAUUGAGCAACAGAACAUGGAGAGAGAGGCGGCAGAGCUUCUGGAGUAUGAAUUUAGCUUUCUUGGGAUUCUUGAUGAAAGAGUCAUUUUGUUCCAACAAAUACUGUUGGAAGUUUAUAAUGCAGACAUUUAUCGUUGAACAAGAGACUUAAAUGUGAAACCAUGGGCCUAUAUUUUACAUUUAAUAUACUUGUUUAUGUGAUUUUGUACAGAAUAUACAUUUAAUUUCAAUGUAGCAUUAUUACAGCUGAACAUUGGGAGGGAGAUGACAAAACUUCGGAAGUAUUCCUAUAGUGGUACAACAAUUGUAAUUUGAAAAUUGUUUAAUUUGACCUUGUAACACAUAGCAAAAUGAGAACAUUUAGAAGUUUGAUGCAGUCAUGUGAUGUGUACACAACUGAAUGUCUCAUGACUGAUUGCAUUUAUUUAUGCAUAAAUAUAUGUGAAAAAAGUGCAGUACAAACUUAUAUAGUGAAGGUAUAGUUGAUUUUAUGACUAAUGUGUUGUGAUUAUCUGUAUAAUACUCUUUCUUUGCCAUUCCUUCUCCCUGAAGGUUACACACUUAAAUAUUUACUCAUGUAUGUAUAUAAAUAUAACAGUUCACAAUAUAAAUUUAUUUUAAUUUGAUCAGAAACAGUGGGA